This is a messenger RNA of Fusarium coffeatum, 1278 nucleotides long. RefSeq lists its product as uncharacterized. Bases 1 to 1278 code for a protein of 425 amino acids. The transcript has 2 exons. The record is from RefSeq and is a predicted model, not a curated record. NCBI's taxonomy places the organism in Eukaryota, Fungi, Ascomycota, Sordariomycetes, Hypocreales, Nectriaceae.
AUGUUCGAGAAUUCGCCACUCAUGGUGUUUCCAUCGGCGAGUUCACCUACGGGGACCAGUUUCAUCGACACAUUGGCGAUGAAUGCUGAAGAAUACGGUGUGGCCAACGAUUUGCAAGGCCCAUCUUCUUGGAAAAGUGACCGAAUGCAGACUCCUAUCGACUAUGGUUCGGGAAGCAUUGAUUUAGAAGAGAGUGUAGAGUAUAUCGAUGAGUCUCAUCAGACAUCCCCCGCUUCGGAAGAAGGAGAAUACAGACAACAUUCUGUAUCUCUCGAGGAUGGCGCCUCUAGCGUACAAAGAAGCUCACAAGCUGAUACCGAAGCAAUGAUCGUUCCAAGGGAAAGAGGAAAACGUCGAAAAGUCACCCCACAGUCAGCUGGUAGUGAAGAGGUGUUUGAAGAAUACACAAACGAUGCUGAUCGGACCGUCGCAUUGCCGAAACGAGGGAAAGUUUCCGAGGUAACAUCCGGCAUGUCAGGAUCCAGAGAAAGGUUCUCGAGGAACGGAGCCACAAGGAAUCCUCGAGGACGUCCACCUGGCAGACGAAAGACUGACCCUUGGGGAGGAACCACAGUGCAGCAUAAAGUCAGAACCGUCACUAGACCCCCCGGUAUUGUAAAAACAAGAAGUGGGAGGGCCUCUGUCACUCCAAAAGCCCAGGAUACAAUCCGCGCCCCUGAAAGUGUUCGCACGAAUGAAAGGAUUAAACCGCGAAGAACCAGGCCACUCCAACGUCAGACGGUCACUGAGCUGGUGGCAGACAAUAGUCAAGAAACAUGGGAGAUGACAAGUGGUUACAAGGCCGUGGGAUGCUGGGAACGACGGCCCCAAAAGGAAGUGGAAGAGGAAGAGGAAGAGGAAGAGGAAGAGGAAGAGGAAGAGGAAGAGGAAGAGGAAGAGGAAGAGGAAGAGGAAGAGGAGGAGGAAGAGGAAGAGGAAGAGGGCGAUAAAAAUUGGCUCUACCUCCACCGGAAAGUCGCCUUUUCCAGUGUCAUGACCCUCGGAAGUAAUCUUCCGAGGAACAAAUUCCAUUGGGGAAAGGUGAAGGUUGACGGUCUUAAUGAAUUCGGUCAAAUGGUCAUCCCGCCAGGUGGCUCCAAAGAACGAUCACGAAUGCAGGAAUUUAACCUCCUCUUCAUAAUUCUACAAGGUCCAGUUACUGUUGAGAUUAACGAUCAGUGUUUCAAGAUCAAUACGAGGAGUAUGUUUGUGGUCCCUAAAGGUUGGUCGCAAGGAACUACUAUCGUAUCACUAACAAAGACAAAGAAUCUGCUUUAA